Messenger RNA from Acanthoscelides obtectus, 681 nucleotides. Lineage: Eukaryota; Metazoa; Arthropoda; Insecta; Coleoptera; Chrysomelidae. The record is from the annotation of a GenBank genome assembly.
AUGUUAGAGACAGCCUUGAAUGCAGCUUUAGAAGUCGGCUACCGCCACAUCGACACCACCUACGUCUUCGAAAACGAAAAGAUCAUUGGAAGGUGGAUUUCCACCGGCAAGAUAAAAAGGGAUAAUUUCUACAUCACCACCAAAUUGGCGCUAUGCGGCGUACAUCCAGACAGGGUCGAAAUGAUGUUGAAGGAGUCACUGGAAGAAUUGCGUUUGAACUACGUUGAUUUAUAUUUGCUGCAUUUCCCAGUGGGCACAAACUACGUGGAGCGAUGUUUAGUUACUCCACCCACUAUGUUGAAAUUGGAGAACAGUGAUCACGUGGAACUGUGUAAGAAAAUGGAAGAGCAAGUAGAUGCCGGUAGAACAAAAGCCAUUAGACUGUCCAACUUCAACAGAAAACAAAUAGUAACGAUACUGAAAUCGUGCAGGAUAAAACCAGCUUAUUUGCAAAUAGAAAUCCACGUUGCCAUACAGCAAAGAGAAUUGGACGGGAGGAAACAGACUAGGAAGAACAGUGAGAGACAAAUCACCAAACGGCCAAAGGAGUACAGGGAGGCCAAGAAAAAGAUAGAGUUCCAACCUAGAUAUGAAGAGGCAUCCGAAGAUAAAAUAGAGGCAACGCUAUUAAAGAAGAAGGAAGAAGUAGGAGAGAGCAACAGAUUACCAGCUGUUUACUGA